ACACUGCUCCAUUUCCACACCACUUUGUAUUCCUUAUGCAGUAAGAAACUAUCUGCUUCAGUAAAAAGAUCCAGUUCCUGACCAGACUUUCUGCAUUCAUUCAGUAAUGCUACAUGGUUGUUUCGAAAGAGAAGUAUUAAACAGAGACAUACUGGGAUCCAGCCCAGGAUACAGGGAGAAGUCACCAGAUAUUCACCAUGGAGAGAAUGUCCUUGAAGGAGAGGAUGGGGGCACAGCUGAUGAAGGAGCUGAACCUGAACCCUAAAACGCCAAAAAACACACAAAAAGCAGUCAAGGGAUUCACUGACUUUAUACAGAACAUGGAGACAGAGGAGACCAACAGUUACAAUAACGAAGAAAUGUUGCUGGAGCUAGAGAAGGAAUACAUUGAAGCAGCAAAGAUAAAUGAUGUACAGACCAUGAAGAUUCUGGGAAGGGCAGUCAAGGUUGACGCAAAGAACUUGCAUGAUCGCACUGCCCUGCACUAUGCAGUUGCUGGAAAAAACAUAGAGGCCGUCCAAGUCCUUCUCCAGCGCAGAGCAAACCUCAAUCAAGAGGACAAGCAUGGAGUGACAGCCAUCCACCUGGCUGCCUGGUUUGGGAGUCUGCCCAUCCUGAAGUUGCUUGUGCAGGGUGGUGCUGAUCAGAAGGUUGAGAAUGCGCUGGGAAUGAACAUCAUGCACUGUGCUGCCAUCAACAACCACACUGACAUAAUGACAUUCAUCAUCUACGACCUGAUGAUGAAAGAGCUGGACAAAGAGGACCUGUCUGGACACAGAGCGUUUGCUUUGGCAGCAGAGCAUGGCUCUGUGGAGAUGCUGCAGAUGUUGAUGGAGGAGGCAUACAAUAUGGCCACCAUGGAGGAAGACCAGAAUAGGAACACACCUCUGCAUUUGGCUGCCGGCAAUGGCCACUUGGAUGUCGUCCAGCUACUGCUGAAGAGCUUUGAAACUCGCAAUGAAGUCAAUACGGCUGGGGAGACGGCUCUAUACCUGGCUGCUGGCGCUGCCCAUGAGGACUGCGUCCAGGCUCUGUUGGAGGCAGGCUGUGACCCAAACAUUGUCACCAUGGACCAAAGCAGUGCUCUACACCCUGUCUCAGAGAAGGGCCACACAUCGUUGGUGAGACUCCUCAUAGAGAACUCGGCCCAGGUGGACUUACAAAACCAGCACCUCCAGGCUCCUCUCUACCUGGCAGUGAAGAACUGUCACAUCCCUGUCAUCCACACACUACUCGAGGCUGGCUGCAACAUCAACGUCACUGAUCACAGGUCCCAGACUGUCCUGCAUGUCGCUGCAGAGCUGGCCAGAGUGGACAUUGUUGAGAUGCUUCUGAAAGCUGGGAUGGACCUAGUCCUCCAAGACAAGCAGGGUAAGACAGCACUGGGUGUGGCAGCCCGAGCAGACGAGGUCAUCAUCGUUGACAUGAUCAUCAAGGCAGAGAGAUAUUUGACAUGGAGGAUGGCCGACACUGAGCUUAAUGAGAACCUUCACAGCCAGACUCCGCUGACGUAUAAAUUAGACCACCGCACGGAGAGCAAACAGACCCGCAGCACUGCCUGGCACCUGGCCUACCGCCUGCUGAAGCCAGGUGACUGGAAGAGGCUGGCGCUGCACUGGCAUUUCACUGAGCAGCAGGUGGCUGCCAUCGAGGAGCAGUGGACAGGGCAGCAAAGCUACCAGGAACAUGGGAACAGGAUGCUGUUGAUCUGGCUUCAUGGGGUAGAGCUGGCCCAAAGGAGCCCUGCUAAAGAGCUGUACCAGGGCCUGCUUGCUAUAGGCAACAAGUCUAUAGCAGAUAAAAUACGAAUGGACACAGAGGAAGGAGACAUGAAGAAAUGCAUCCUUUCAUAAAGGUGAAGAAAACGACAUAGGUGUGCUUGAGUCAACAAGAUUAUUUUUUCCCCAAAGCAUUUGUGUGGUUAUUUUUCAAUUGAUAUUUAGAUUCUUACAUGUUUUACUCGGGGAACAUUUUUGUACACAGCCUUGUGCACUUGCUCGAUGUCUACUAUAGUGGCCACUAUAAUAGAGCAAAAAUAGAAUGCCUGUUUUUCAAUCAAAUUUGAUUAGUUCCAUGCGCCGAAGACAACAGGUGUAGCAGUAAAAUGCUUACUUACGAGCCCCGAACCUGCAAUGCAGUUUCAAAAAAUACUCAUAAGAAUAAGAGAAACAAGUAAUUCUAUUUCUACUUUGUUUUUCCCCCAAAUUGCAAUAUGUAGAUGUGUGUGUGUGUGGUCACAACCAUUCUAUUAUAAAGGCUGUCGUGGCUAA
This is a messenger RNA of Oncorhynchus gorbuscha (pink salmon), 2270 nucleotides long. RefSeq names its product ankyrin repeat and death domain-containing protein 1A-like. The transcript is spliced from 15 exons. Bases 198 to 1853 code for a protein of 551 amino acids. Lineage: Eukaryota; Metazoa; Chordata; Actinopteri; Salmoniformes; Salmonidae. Gene Ontology annotation, molecular function: protein binding. Gene Ontology annotation, biological process: signal transduction. The record is from RefSeq and is a predicted model, not a curated record.